CGUCAAAGCGGAAUGAUAUGUUUAUUUUGCUUGUUGUUUUCCUCAGAAAUUUCUGACUAUUUGCAAUUUGGCCUUUGUUGGCAACACAAGUAACAUUGAAAAAAAGAUCGCAGAAAAUCUUCUGUAUUUAUUAUACCAGGCACUUUUCGCAACAUUGUGUUUUUCCUAGGAAAAGAUAUUGGUAACAAGUGUACAUAAUGAUCAAAUUUCAAGCGAUCUUACUCGUUGCCUUUUUUACUGGAAUAUUUGGACGACAGCUAAUCCAGAGUAAUAUUUUUCCAUUUGACGAUGAUAUCGACGAUGAGAAUGAUUUCUUUGUGCCUCCAUACAAAGACUACCCGGCUAUGGCGAGAUUUCUUGUCCAUGAACUCGAUUGGUCACCAAUGGGCACUAUUUCAACUCUAAACUCAAUCAAAGGCUUCCCAAUGGUCAAUGUUAUCUCAAUAGCUGAUAGUGCUCGUGGAGAAAAGUCCACGGGACGUAUUUUCUUCUAUCUAACUGAUUUGGAUUUUACGGGAAUCGACCUAAAGUCAUCGAAUCGCUUGACUGCUUUAUUCUCAAUGGAGCAAAGCCGAAAUUGUUCAGACCACAGUACUGAUGCCAUGGAACCCACAUGUGCACGCGUUAUGGUGACCGGAACUGCUAAACAAUUGCAAAAGAAUGACGAAGAAUAUGAUUUUGCUAAGAAAGCCAUGUUCAGUCGCCACCCAGCAGCCAGAAAAUGGAUUGAGACUCACAAUUUUUACCUCUGUGAAUUGGAUAUCGCUCAAAUUUGUGUAUUGGAUUACUACGGAGGCCCUCAUUUUGUCACUCCCGAGGACUAUUACAAAGCUGAUCCUGAAAGAGUUUUCAGAAAAAGGCUGAAUCAUUUCGAUCUGCAAAAUAUAGAUGAGGGUGAAGAACUUGAAAGACGUCAUCACAAAAAAUCUCGAUCACUCCAUAUCCGAAUCCACAGAGACGUCGAUGAGAUUGAUAUUGAAGUUUAGUUAAUUUUAUCUAUAACUGGCCAUUUAAUUUUUGUGAUGGAGAAAUUGAGGCUGAUAUACCGCAGUGCCCAAAAAUACUAGUUGUGACAACAGAAAAUAAUGUGUAAUAAAAUGACAAAAGCAGA
Phlebotomus papatasi is the source of this 1111-nucleotide messenger RNA. It is a transcript of the gene CREG, whose product is annotated as protein CREG1. Lineage: Eukaryota; Metazoa; Arthropoda; Insecta; Diptera; Psychodidae. The transcript has 5 exons. The record is from RefSeq and is a predicted model, not a curated record. The coding region runs from base 198 to 986 and encodes 262 amino acids.